AUGAAGGAUGUCUCUGAGAUCAUGAAGAAGCAGGCCACCCUCAAUAUCGGGACUAUUGGGCAUGUUGCACAUGGCAAGUCCACUAUUGUAAAGGCAAUAAGCGGAAUAAGCACAAUAAAGUUCAAGGCUGAACUUGAACGUAACAUUACGAUAAAGUUAGGGUAUGCCAAUGCCAAGAUAUACAAGUGUGACUCCAAAUGCAUCAGACCAAACUGCUACCAGUCUUUUGGGAGUUCAAGCCCGGACCAGCUUCCUUGCAAGAAGUGUGGAGGCACCUUGAACCUGGUAAGGCAUGUGUCUUUUGUGGACUGUCCUGGGCACGAUGUUCUGAUGGCCACGAUGCUGAAUGGAACAGCCAUAAUGGACUCAGUACUGCUUCUGAUAGCAGCCAACGAACCCUGUCCACAGCCCCAGACCACUGAACAUCUGUUUGCAGUGGAGAUUAUGAAUCUCAAAAAGGUUCUUGUUGUACAGAAUAAGAUCGACCUUGUCUCGAGGGAGCAGGCACUGGAGCAGCAUGAUCAAAUCCAGAAGUUCCUGAAGACUUCGAAUGUUUCGGGGCCUGUAGUUCCAACGGCAGCCCAACUUGGAGUCAACAUCCCAGCACUUCUGGACUUCAUUGUCAAUUACAUCCCAGAACCAUCAAGGGACUCUGCAGCACAUCCAAAGAUGGUUGUCAUCAGAAGUUUUGAUGUCAACAGGCCUGGAACCAAGGUGAGUGAUAUGUCUGGAGGGGUGAUUGGGGGAAGUCUUGUCACAGGAAUGCUAAAGGUUGGAGACAAAAUUGAGAUAAGACCGGGACUGGUGACAAAGAAAAAUAACAAGUUUGUAUGCCGGCCUUUUGUCUCUGAGAUUGUUUCUUUGAAAGCAGAAAACACAGAUCUUGAUGAAGCAUAUCCUGGAGGACUAAUAGGUGUUGGAACAACAAUGGAUCCCUCGUUUUGUAAGGCAGACAAGCUGGUUGGGCAGGUGAUGGGGAAGUUUGGGUUUCUCCCCUCAAUAUUCCACAGGAUAACUGUCGAGUACAGUCUUUUCCCAAAAACGACAGUCCAAGGGAACUUCAAGCUGAAGGAGGGAGAGCAUGUGCUGUUGAACAUAGGAAGCACAACAACAGGGAGUGUGAUAGGGAAGAUCGGAGAGACCAUUGGGGAAUUUGAUCUUGUGAAGCCUGCAUGCUGUGAGAUUGGAGAAAGAAUAGCGAUAUCAAGGAAGAUUAACAACCACUGGAGACUGAUAGGCCACGGGGAGAUCAAGAGUGGGAUAUGUGUUGAGCCGGAGUACAGUGUCGAAAUAGAUUCCAAGUAA
Messenger RNA from Encephalitozoon intestinalis ATCC 50506, 1305 nucleotides. RefSeq names its product eukaryotic translation initiation factor 2. Gene Ontology annotation, biological process: formation of translation preinitiation complex; positive regulation of translational fidelity. The transcript has a single exon. NCBI's taxonomy places the organism in Eukaryota, Fungi, Microsporidia, Unikaryonidae. Gene Ontology annotation, molecular function: tRNA binding; translation initiation factor activity; GTPase activity. Gene Ontology annotation, cellular component: cytosol. The coding region runs from base 1 to 1305 and encodes 434 amino acids. The record is from RefSeq and is a predicted model, not a curated record.